Aspergillus tanneri is the source of this 525-nucleotide messenger RNA. RefSeq lists its product as uncharacterized. NCBI's taxonomy places the organism in Eukaryota, Fungi, Ascomycota, Eurotiomycetes, Eurotiales, Aspergillaceae. The record is from RefSeq and is a predicted model, not a curated record. The transcript has a single exon. Bases 1 to 525 code for a protein of 174 amino acids.
AUGUUAACAUCAACGACAUCCUCUACGCCAGUAACGAGCUCAACAUCAAACGCAAACUCGAAUGAAGGUCUCACUGGCUCCCAAAUAGGAGGAAUAAUAGGCGGCGUGAUCGGAGCAGUCUUCAUUCUUGCCCUGACCGCGCUCAUCCUCUUCUUCCGGCAACGACGUCAAAAACGGCUCCCAGAAACAGCAGCUCCUCCGAGCCCUAAACCUGAUGUUGAGAACGAUGCUGAUAAACGCGAUACCGCUACAAUUACAACAUCCGCCACGGGCGCCGAAGAGGAUAAAAACCUCCACAUGUUAGGCGGGCAUAUGAGACAGGAGAUGGAUGCGCAAGGGGGGUGUGUUCGACACGAGAUGGAAGGCGUGAAUCGGGGAUAUGCUGCUGGCGGAUAUAUACCGGUUGAUGAGAAGGAGUUGUUGAAGAGGGGAGGAGUCCCGGAGUUGGAGGGGAAUAUUGGGGCUGUCGCUGAAUUGGAUGGAGGGUCGAUAACUCCGUCAGGGAACGCAGAUGUGAAGAUUUAA